Molecule: messenger RNA, 879 nt
Organism: Strongylus vulgaris
Lineage: Eukaryota; Metazoa; Nematoda; Chromadorea; Rhabditida; Strongylidae
Source: the annotation of a GenBank genome assembly
AAGAAUACGCUCCUAAUUUUCACAAAUGAAGAGACGAGUGAGAAGAUAUUGGCAGGACUUGUAUCAUCUUCGCUAAAUGUUGUUGUGGCAGCUAUCAGAACUGGUGUUUUAGGUACAUUCGCUAACGGCUCAUUCGGAGUAAGUGACGUUUUGAAUGCAGCAAAGUUCUUAAAGGAUAAUGCCGACAUCCUUUACAUAGGGAAUAUAACAGUGUGGGCGGAAUCGGUCGAGGCUGAGACUGUUGCCUCAGCUCUUUCACGAGCAGAGAUUGAAAGAGCUAUUCUAAUAAACGGAAACUCCAAAACGAGGAUUCUGGGAAGAGACAAAUUCUCAUCCAGAAUUGCACACAAAAUUGUUACUGAGUUGGAGUGUGAUUUACCUUCUGCAGCUCAGUCUCUGGACUGUUUGAGAACAAAAUCGCUUUCAGAACUUGACAAGGUUGUGAAGAAGGUUUUGGUUUCCUUUAACCCUUUCGGGAACCCAUUCCGACCUCCUGCUAUCCAACAACCUUCUAUACCUACCAUCUUAGGAGUUUUUAGACAACUUCCUCGAGGUAAACUAAAUCAUAUUCAGUCUAGUGAAAAAGAACUUGACACCUCAGAGUACCCUACUGAUGCGGACUUCGAUGAAAAUUACAGCUAUGUAGACUUCAAGCGAGCUCUGGCCGGACUACUCCCUGAUAAUUCACACAGCGGAGGUAUGGGAGACGCAGAAAUCCUUCUAAUAUGGAAUAUGGUUUCUUUCGUCAAAAAAGCCAUCGCGCAAUGUCUGUUUUGGUCUAAGACAGCUUCUUGUGUCGACUAUGUUCGCCCUCUCGUUGAAAACGUGACGAACAGCUGGGUUGUAGGUCAUUGGUUAUUAGUAAUGUGCCGCCAAUGA